Messenger RNA from Ictalurus punctatus (channel catfish), 2217 nucleotides. RefSeq names its product cAMP-dependent protein kinase type I-beta regulatory subunit. Lineage: Eukaryota; Metazoa; Chordata; Actinopteri; Siluriformes; Ictaluridae. Bases 93 to 1427 code for a protein of 444 amino acids. The record is from RefSeq and is a predicted model, not a curated record. The transcript is spliced from 11 exons.
CGUAAACAGAAGUCAAAUCAGCACAAGACGGUCCACAUAUAGCCUACGUUGUGGCCUGGAUAUUAAGUGUCCCUUAAAAUAACAAUGAAUAUAUGCUUGUAGGAUGUGUUUGGAAAGCAGUUUUGAGGUUCCGCGCAGACGCACUGACGUCACUGACAUCGAGGUAUCAAGAGAGAAGAGAAAGCAGCAGGAGAAAGCAACAGCGGACAGUAUCCAUAAUUGUAUCAACACCAGAGAGCUCCUUUCGCAUCUCCUGUAUAAAACGUUACCUCUACAGCAGUGCUAAGAUGGCCACCUCCUCCCCCAGUCUUGAAGAAGAUGAGAGUCUAAGGGGCUGUGAAGUUUUUGUGCAGAAAUACAACAUCCAACAGAUUCUCAAAGAGUGCAUUGUGAAUUUGUGCAUCGCCAAACCUGAGCGUCCUAUGAAGUUCCUACGGGAACACUUUGAAAAGCUGGAGAAGGAAGAAAGCAAGCAAUUCUUGGCACGACAGAAGUCUAACUCUCAAUCAGACUCGCAUGAUGAAAUUUCUCCUCCUCCUCUAAACCCAGUGGUGAAGGCCAGACGCAGGAGAGGGGGGGUCAGCGCAGAAGUCUACACAGAGGAGGAUGCAGUCAGCUAUGUCAGGAAGGUAAUCCCAAAGGACUACAAGACAAUGACAGCCUUGGCUAAGGCCAUUUCUAAGAAUGUGCUGUUUGUCCAUUUGGAUGACAAUGAGAGGAGUGACAUAUUUGAUGCCAUGUUCCCUGUCACACACAUUGCUGGAGAAACAGUCAUUCAACAAGGUGAUGAAGGGGACAACUUUUACGUAAUUGACCAAGGAGAAGUUGAUGUAUAUGUGAAUGGUGAGUGGGUGACCAGUAUUGGAGAGGGUGGCAGUUUUGGGGAGCUAGCUCUGAUAUAUGGAACUCCACGUGCUGCCACUGUUAAAGCUAAGACUGAUCUCAAGCUUUGGGGUAUAGACCGUGACAGCUACCGGCGCAUUCUUAUGGGCAGUACACUGAGAAAGAGGAAGAUGUAUGAAGAGUUCCUGAGUAAGGUGUCAAUCCUUGAAUCUCUGGAGAAGUGGGAAAGGCUGACAGUGGCUGAUGCUUUGGAGCCUGUACAGUUUGAAGAUGGUGAAAAAAUUGUGGUGCAAGGAGAACCAGGGGAUGACUUCUUCAUCAUCACAGAGGGGACAGCAUCUGUCCUGCAGCGCAGAUCUGACAAUGAGGAGUAUGUAGAGGUAGGCCGCCUUGGACCCUCUGACUACUUUGGUGAGAUAGCACUGCUCUUGAACAGGCCACGUGCAGCCACUGUGGUGGCCAGAGGUCCAUUGAAGUGUGUAAAGCUGGAUAGGCCACGCUUUGAACGUGUUUUAGGGCCCUGCUCUGAAAUCUUGAAGAGAAACAUCCAGAGAUAUAACAGCUUCAUCUCCCUCACUGUCUGAGCCACCACAUCCAUGGCCUCAAGGCUUGGUUACAUGAAAUAGUUCAGGAUAAUUCAGUUUACAUUUACUUAAAGGGUUUCAGCUUGCUUCUAUGUGACUCUAUGUAACCAGGCUUCUGUUCUUGUUUUUUUUUUUUUGCAAUACAUUUUUUUUUUGACAAAGAUUGAAUGAUGGUAUGCAAACUGUAGGCAUUAUUCAGCAUAUUUUUGUGCAUUUUAAUUUACGUAAUUGUAUAUUGCCUUUUUAUUUAGGGUUUUGGUUCUUGCUCCAUAUUGUGUGUCAUUGAAUUGGUGUGUGUGUGUGUGUGUGUGUGUGUGUGUGUGUGUGUGUGUGUGUGUGUGUGUCUUUUUCUGAAGACAAAUCUGAGCUAUUCAGUCGUAAUAUGUUCUUAGUAAAAUCCCAUAUAAUUAGGGGAUCUAAGCAUGAAUCUCAAACUUUCCCUACAGUGGAUCUCCAAUUUAUAGUAAUAUGAAAAUUAGGUUUACAGGAGUGUUGUUCUGAAGUAAGACGUGUUUUUUUUUUUUUUUUUUUUUUUUUUCUUUCCUAUUCUGGAGAGUGUGCUUGCUCUAGCCUGAUGUUUCAUGAACACUUUCUGAAAUUACAUACAGUAUUUGUUGUUGGUUGUACAAUACCAUUAUUUGGUUGAGACUUUGGUUCAGGGAAAGAGUGAUUUUAGACAAUUUACAGAUUUGAUUCUGUGUAGUGUCAAUACACAAAAUGCAAAUGAAGACAUAUUCAUUCCAUUUUUUAAAGUCAAUAAAGAAACACACCUGAACAACACUGCAUCUUU